CAAGUUCAUUUAGUUAUUUAGUGGUGGCGGAAAAUCUUUCAAAUUUCUUCAAUUAUCUUCUAUUAAUUAAUUAUUUGACCUUUAUUUUCACAUUUAAUGGAUACUAUCAUGAUCACGACAUAAGAAUCGAUAACUAUAUGGAUAUAAUAAGUACAUACAAGUAGCAGUUAAGAAGAAACCAUGUAGGAAAAGCCCCAUAAAAAUCAUCCACAAAAUAAUUUUGGAACAAUUUUUCACAAAAUUCCUUGGGAAUUUUAGUGUCUCAUACAUUGAAACUAUGUAAAGAAGUGGCAUUUUGCCUGGUACAUAACCAUGGCUUCAGAUAAUGGUGUUCAGUUGUUACGCCAGAAGGCGAGCGAGGAGCGUAAAUUAGAACGGGAAAGAGCUUUGGAGAAGGAGAAGUCGUUUUUCCCUAAGUUUGCUCCACCACAAAAAGUUAGUUCACCAGUAGAUGGACACAAACGUAAAAUAGAGGAAUGUUUCGGAAAAUAUUCCUUUAUACAACAAAGUCUCAAUAUGAACCUGCUGGGCGUCGAGUCAGCUCCUCCGACCCCACAGUCUAAAGGCCCUAAAGAAGGACCUUGGAAGUACAAUGCAUCUGCUAAAAAGGAUCAACUCAAUGGUAAUUAUAAAACAAAUGAUCCUUCUACUCAUAAUGCCAAACAAAGAGAGAAAAAACCUAAAAAUGACAAACAAGGUCAUCGCAGGAGUACUUCUAGCAGUUCAGAUCGUAGCUUAUCAAAAGAGAGGAUUAAUUCUUCGUCAAAAGAUGUUUCAAAGGAGAAGCUUAACUCCUCAAAAGAGAAGCAUGAGCCUAGUCACGACAAACUCCAAGAUCAAAUCCAGAAAUUACUUAAAGGUAACUCGAUCACUUCGAGUCAAGAUAUCCCGGAAGUUGCAAAAACAAAGCAUGAAUUUUCCGGGGAUAGAAAACCCAUGAAUUUGAGACUGGAUAAAAUCAGUCGUCCCUUAACAGAUGAGAAAUCAGGAGCGGAAUCGGAUAUGUCAUUAUGUAGUCCUGCGUCAUCUGUCGCGAUUGAAGUAGAUCAUGAGCAUCACCCAUCUAUGACAUCACCCAACCAGUUGCCAAAGAAUCCCCCUUCAACUCGUGUCAAAACCAUUUCCAUGUCUGAGGAAGAGGAUUUAUUCCGGCAACCUACAGCACCAAUAAAGGUUGAGCUGCCUGAGAAAAACCAGUGGGAUUCUGGGAAGGGUCAUAUGAGACCCCCAAAUGGGAUUCACCUUCAGGGAAUGGGGAAACCAGAGGAUUCUGCUCGUCAUGGCUUGCCAAAGCUGAAGAUGCCCGUGCAUCCACAGCCUAGACUGACAAAGCCAUCAGACACAGACUCUGUUAGGACAAUUUUACAGGAAAUGCAAAGUAUAGAUGAGCCAUUAACUGCCAUACAGACACCAAUCAAAAAGGAGAAGUUUCCUUUCCCAGAUGCCCAGAGUAAAGACAGCACCAGGGGAGAUGCAAUCGAGCAUGUGAAACGUGACUUGACCAUUACUCAGAGAGGAGGCGGUGGCACAAGUGAAUCGCAUAAGACAUCAGAGAGUCUGAUAGAAAUAGAGCCAGUUUUGACCCCAUUAAGUGACCUUGACCCCAGUGAUGGAGAGGAGCCAAAGGAUGUUGUAAAAUUAAAGAAGCACAAGCAUCAUGAGGCAAAACACCAUCACCAUGAGGCAAAGCAUCAUCAUCACGAGGCAAAGCAUCAUCAUACAGUAAACGGCAAAAAGUCGCCUUCAAAUACAGCCAUGCUAGGAAGUAGUUCUGAUAGCUCUAGCAGUAGUGAAAGUAGUUCCGGCACCAGUGAUUCUGAGAGUGAGGAUGAACGGGCCAAAUCACCCCCUCGUCAUGCUGCGACUCCUCCACCAUCAACACCUGUUGUCAAGGAAGAAUCCAAAUGGGCGAUUUCUGACCUCAUGAAUGCUGUUCUCCCACCAGAUAAGAGGGAGCCACUGGUCAAAAGUCCCGCCAAAAGUCCGGCAAAAUCAGUUUCCAGUGACAGAUCUAGUAAAAGCUCAAAAGUAACCAAACCAAAACUAUCCAAGGGGUCUUCAUCUAAUGAUGGCAUUAGCCAAUCACUGUCAGUGUUAUUACCUGCUUCAGACCCCUUGAGUGAGAGAAAUGUUAAUAGGAUAUCUGAGAACUUAGAUGCAGAUGUUGAAGAUGUUUGGAGUCCAGUGCCGUCUGCAAUAACAUCACAUGAUGAUCUCAAAUCGAAGGGUGACACGACACCUAGACAGGAAGUGUUCUAUGAAGACAUGUAUAGCGCAAUUAAACGCGACCGUGCUCGCAAUAAGAGCUGUAAUUAUUCAUAUGGCAGUGGCGGAAGUAAAUCACCAGGUUCCCAGAGCAUUAAAAGCACUGGUAGUGGAAAGAGUACUUCAAAAGGAAGUUCUGGAAAAUCACCUCGCGGACGUAAAAAGUCAGUGGAUGUUAAACUAGUUGAAAAGCCAACAGUGGAUAUUGAGAGAAUUGAUAAAUUGGAAAAUACCACCAAACCAAAAUCAUCGCAAUUUAAAUCUGGGAAGCCUGUUGGCAGGAGUCCCAAGAGCUCACAAAAGAAAAACUUCUCUAGGCCAUUUGUCCUUAGUAGUUCUGAUGAUUCAGAUGUAGAUAUCAUCAAUACUCCUCCAACCACUUCACCCAUCAAGUUAUCAAAACCUACAGCUUCCCGAUCUCCCCGAGUCACUAAUAUCUCUAAACCGGGGAAGACAGAAGUUUCCAAUGUUGAUAGGCAUAAAAAUCGUAAAAUGAAACGAAUGGUUGAACGGACAAGUACUUGUGAAUCAAUUGGCGUUGAAGAUGCAUUGGAAAGUUUACGGGAUAUUAAACCAUGCCUUUCUCCGAUCCCAUCUAGCACUAUGGUAACUAUAAACCCCAUGGCAACCCAGCCUGAUGAUCUCCCAGGUGCUAUGACAACCACCACUGAUACCAUGGCAACUCAGGCCAAUAACCUUCCUGGCAUUACCUAUGACAAGCUAAACAAACCAUCAAUACUUAUCAAAAUCAAUCUUGCAUCAUUGAAACGCAUCCCUGGUAAAGAAAACAUGUUUGGUCAACCUAAAGGUAUUGUCACAGACAAAUCCCCACCAGAACGUACCCGCAAGAAAAGCCAAAAUUAUAAGAAAAGUAGAAAUAAAAAGCAUGGUUAUAAACAUCUGUAUGAUACCAUGAGUAGUGAUAGCUCUGGUGGAGAACAUAGCGGUGAUGAUUUGGAUACUACACCACCAGAACCACAAGUGUCACCACCUGAUGACCGUCUGCAACCAGCGUCCAUUUUGUCCGAUGACCAGCUUGAAGACCAGCAAGGCAUGCUGGGUAAACGGAAAAGCAGUGAUGAAAGAGCUAGCGCUAAACGUCAGAGAUUAUCAAGUUGCCGUACCACAUCAACAUCAUCUGUAGACCAAAAAGUGAGUCACCCCAUAGAUAGUCAUGAAGAGCCACAUAGAAAAACCCAUCGAAGGUCAGAAGACGGGAAUCUUUCCAGUGAUAGUAGUCCAGAAUGCACCGAUGCCAUCUAUAGGCCAAAUUCAGAUAAUUCAAGGGUGUUACCUCCAGACCCAGCCCCCCAGGAUGUCUCCCCCCAGAAACCUUACCCAAAGGAAACUGCCCCCAAGGUUACAACUGCUCAGAGUGACCGGUGGAAGAUUCGUCAGUAUGAACUACUUGAUGCAAGUCUGAAAAUCUCUGAUUUUUACCUUGCGGAGGGUAAGCGAUUAAAAACCCAAGCAGGUGCCGAGAAAGGGGACAGUUUCAAGUACUUCUACAUAUUCCUAGAGUCCAUGCUAUUCUUCAUAGAAGCAGCGUAUGCAUUAGAAAAGGCCAAUGAGAAAGAUUCCAUCGACCCACGUUAUGAGAGAUGUCUUCAAACAUACAGAGAAACCUACAAACUGUUCAAGCACAAUGUUGAUGCGAGGCUGAGGUCAAGUCAGAGUCUUGAACAUACCCCAAAAGAUAAAAAACUUACAGCAUUAGGAUUGCGUACAUUGUCCCUAUUAUCGUUGAAACUAUAUAAGUUAAAGCAGAGAGAUGCUACAAAAUUGAAGCAGGCUCGGGAUGACUUACUAAAGCAGGCACCUUCCAAGCAUCCUGUGCCCCCUACAUCUCAAGCUCCCUCCCCCUGGAAUGCUCGGAGCACAGACACUCCCUCCCCCAUGUCCCCCACCCCCAGUCCUGCAGGAAGUGUUGGAUCAGUAGGCUCUGUAGGAUCUCAGAGUAGUGGAGUUGAGAGCAGUACUAGUAUUACAUCUAAUGGAGCUAAGAGUUGCCAGGCACCUCAGGGGACAAUAAUUGUGUCUCAGAGGCUCCACUCGGUGACUGAGCGUUUGGCAGCCAUCAUGUACCACUUAUAUACCUGCCAUGAACUCUGGGACCAGGCAGAUCUUUUACUUCAUCACCAUAGAGAAUUCAUAGAUGAGUGCGAUGAUGAAAAAGGUACAUUGACGUUACAUAGUUCUAUACAGCAUUUGUUACACUACAUGCGCCACGCCCUAGCUCAUCUAAACUCCACAUGACCUUUGCUAUGACAACGGACUUCCCGAAUGAUGCUCCAACGGUUUUAUCGCCUGAUGCCCAAAUAUGGGCAAUGAGACAAUAUUCACCAAAUAUGGUAUAUGUAUAUAAGAAUGGAUAGAAUUUUAUAAAAAAGAGGAUUAAAGAUAUGACCUGUGCAGUGAUAUGGCAAUUCAAUACUAUAUAUGGAACUGUCCAUACAUAAUGCCACACAUGUCCAAAUAAGGAUAUAAAUGUAAAGGUGAAGGAUAAAUUGCACCAAUAGUAGGAAAUGAAAUAUAAUGGGUGCUAAAAUAACCCUCGGAUUCCCCACAUUCAGAUGCAGUAUUAUAUAAAGAGAACCAGAUUGAUUUAUUUAUAUCUUCGGAACCUUACAAUGCUUAGAGUAUCUAUGCCGCUGGCUCGCUGGAUUGUACAUCAGGAAAAGAGCUUUUAUAGCUAUAUAAUGGCCUGUUGUAUAGCAGUAUAUGGUUGAUUAUAUAGCUAUAUUGAGGAAUGAUAUAUAGCUAUAUAAUGGCCUGUUAUAUAGAAGUAUAUGGUUGAUUAUAUAGCUAUAUUGAGGAAUGAUAUAUAGCUAUAUAAUGGCCUGUUAUAGAAGUAUAUGGUUGAUUAUAUAGCUAUAUUGAGGAAUGAUAUAUAGCU
Messenger RNA from Owenia fusiformis, 5161 nucleotides. The record is from the annotation of a GenBank genome assembly. Lineage: Eukaryota; Metazoa; Annelida; Polychaeta; Sabellida; Oweniidae.